Molecule: messenger RNA, 1377 nt
Organism: Bactrocera tryoni
Lineage: Eukaryota; Metazoa; Arthropoda; Insecta; Diptera; Tephritidae
Product: piggyBac transposable element-derived protein 3-like
Exons: 5
Coding region: 1-1377 (458 amino acids)
Source: RefSeq, a predicted model, not a curated record
AUGGCUGAUUCAACGAGUUCUCCACGAGUCACCCGUUCUCAAGAAAAUAAAAACUUCGAGAAAACGUUCGAAGCAGAAGAAUCUCAUGAUGACCACGUGUUGGAUAGUAGUGAUGAUGAAUUUUUUCCACCAAACGAGGCGGUAGCUUCGGAUUGUGAUGAUACAGAUGAUGAAAUUGCACCCAAUAAUGAAGAUAAUGAAGACGAAGAAGAUGAAGAAAUUGAAGAUGGAGAGGAUAAAGAUGAAGAUGAGCAAUGUGAAGAUGGCACUCAGUGGGCUGCGACACCACCAAGUGAACAUCAAGCUGAGAGACGUAAUAUUGUGCGAAAAAGAUGUGGACCUAAUAGAAACACCAAUUUGUUGUCUAAUCUAGACACAUUUAAAUUAUUUUUCACACCGGAAAUGGCUGAUAUCAUUAUACGCCAUACUAAUAAAAAGGCAAUCUCAACGUAUACAGCAUAUAAUGAAAAAAAUCCAGAAAAAAAACAAUUAGAGUGGAAAAAUCUCGAGCUGCAGGAAUUUUAUGCAUUUUUGGCUAUUUUGAUAACUUCUGGCGUAAAUAAUUCAAAUACUGAUAAUGCAAGGGAAAUGUGGCAGCCGUAUUCAUAUCCAUUAUAUCGCGCAGCAAUGAGUAUCAAUCGCUUCUGGAAUAUUAUUCGUUUUAUUCGAUUUGACGAUGCCAAUACUAGAGCUCAGCGCUUAGAAAGUGAAAAAGCUGCUCCAAUACGAGACAUUUGGACAAUGUUAAAUAGUAAUUUAGCAACACAUUAUAAACCAACAGAAUACCUAACAAUCGACGAGCAACUUUAUCCAUACCGAGGUCGAACUAGAUUCACUCAAUAUAUUCCAUCAAAGCCAGCUAAAUAUGGAAUUAAAGUAUGGUGGAUAUGUGAUGCGGAAAAUUCGUAUCCACUUACUGGACAGCUUUACACAGGGAAAUCGAAAGAUGGGCGUGAGAAAAAUGUUGGUGAAAGAGUUGUUAAAGACUUGGUGGCACCAUAUAAAGGAUCCGGUAGAAACAUUACAAUGGAUAAUUUCUUCACAACUCUGCCACUAGCAAAAUUUUUAUUAUCUUGGAACUUGACGAUUGUUGGUACUCUGAAGAAAAAUAAAGCAUACAUUCCACCAGCAAUGGCUGUUUCAAAAACUCGAGAAGAAUUAUCCACUGUGUUUGGCUUUCAUGAAAAAGUAACUCUAUGUAGUUAUGUGCCAAAAAAAAACAAGGUAGUAAUUAUGCUAUCAUCAAUGCAUCACGAAGCAAAAAUUAGUGAUAGUGCACAGAAAAAACCCGAAAUCAUCGAGUUUUAUAACUGGUCCAAAGCUGGAGUAGACACGAUGGAUAAAAUGCUUGAUAUGUUACCGCAUUUAUUGUCCUAA